This is a messenger RNA of Hemiscyllium ocellatum (epaulette shark), 4087 nucleotides long. RefSeq names its product radixin. Gene Ontology annotation, molecular function: cell adhesion molecule binding; actin binding. The transcript has 14 exons. NCBI's taxonomy places the organism in Eukaryota, Metazoa, Chordata, Chondrichthyes, Orectolobiformes, Hemiscylliidae. Bases 388 to 2139 code for a protein of 583 amino acids. Gene Ontology annotation, cellular component: adherens junction; cytoskeleton; plasma membrane. Gene Ontology annotation, biological process: regulation of cell shape; positive regulation of early endosome to late endosome transport; regulation of organelle assembly. The record is from RefSeq and is a predicted model, not a curated record.
UAAAGCAUAGAAGCUGCUCCUGGUUCAGUUGCUGGCAGUGUGUUGAAUGCAGUUACUUGGGGGGGGGGGGGGUCACUGGUCCGGCUUUCAGUGCCCCGCGGACAGCUUGGGCAUUUCUGCAUCGUCUCGGUUUGUGGAGAGUGAGGGGCGAUAAGGCAGCGCCAUGCAGAUGAAGGCGGCUCUGAGAUGUGUCAGUGGGGACCACGCCUUGCUCUCACUGGCGGCCAUGUUGCAUUCUCACUGCUGAAAAUUGCACCGCUUCAUUAUCAACAACAGAGAAAUUUGAGAAGGACAAUUUGUUUGGGAGCUUUUCUCACGUGACCUUUAAAGAGGUCCGCAUUUAAGCCCAGAGUAGAGGAAUUGUGCUGUUAACCAGACCAGUCAAAAAUGCCGAAGCCGAUCAAUGUCCGUGUCACUACCAUGGAUGCAGAGCUUGAGUUUGCCAUUCAGCCAAGUACAACUGGCAAGCAACUCUUUGAUCAGGUUGUAAAAACUGUUGGUCUCCGAGAAGUGUGGUUCUUUGGCCUGCAGUAUAUAGACAGUAAAGGAUAUACCACGUGGCUGAAGCUAAACAAAAAGGUUACUCAGCAGGAUGUGCGAAAAGAGAGCCCACUACAAUUUAAAUUUAGGGCAAAGUUCUUUCCAGAAGAUGUGUCUGAGGAGCUGAUCCAGGAAAUAACGCAACGUUUGUUCUUCUUGCAAGUGAAAGAGGGUAUUCUUAAUGAUGAAAUCUACUGUCCACCAGAAACUGCAGUCCUACUUGCUUCUUAUGCUGUGCAGGCUAAAUAUGGCGAUUUCAACAAAGAGGUUCACAAAUCGGGCUACCUAGCUAGUGAUCGGCUUCUUCCCCAGCGUGUCUUAGAACAACAUAAGUUGACAAAAGAACAAUGGGAAGAUAGAAUACAGACUUGGCAUGAAGAACACCGAGGAAUGCUGAGGGAAGAUUCAAUGAUGGAAUACCUGAAGAUUGCUCAAGAUCUCGAAAUGUAUGGUGUCAAUUACUUUGAAAUCAAGAACAAAAAGGGAACAGAGUUAUGGCUGGGUGUUGACGCUCUUGGACUUAACAUCUAUGAACAUGAUGAUAAAUUGACGCCAAAAAUUGGGUUUCCUUGGAGUGAAAUAAGAAACAUCUCUUUUAAUGACAAAAAGUUUGUCAUUAAACCAAUUGAUAAGAAAGCUCCAGAUUUUGUAUUUUAUGCUCCCCGGCUGCGAAUUAAUAAACGAAUUUUAGCACUUUGUAUGGGAAAUCACGAACUCUAUAUGCGAAGGAGAAAACCUGACACUAUUGAAGUACAGCAAAUGAAGGCACAAGCCAGAGAGGAAAAACAUCAGAAACAAUUAGAAAGGGCACAGCUUGAAAAUGAAAAGAAGAAGCGAGAAAUGGCAGAAAAGGAGAAAGAGAGGAUAGAACAAGAGAAGGAGGAACUUAUGCAAAGACUUAGACAAAUUGAAGAACAAACUGCAAAAGCUCAGAAAGAGUUAGAAGAUCAAACACGUAGAGCUUUAGAACUUGAGCAGGAAAGGAGAAGAGCUAAAGAAGAUGCGGAGAGAUUAGAAAAAGAGCGUCGCAAUGCAGAAGAGGCGAAAGCUGCCUUGGCCCGACAAGCUGAAGAUCAGAUGAAGAAUCAGGAGCAUCUGGCUGCUGAACUCGCUGAAUUUACAGCCAAAAUUGCACUUUUGGAGGAUGCCAAGAGGAAGAAGGAAGCAGAGGCUACUGAAUGGCAGCAGAAAGCUGUAACAGCUCAGGAGGACUUGGAAAAAACCAAGGAGGAAUUGAAGAUUGUGAUGACAGCUCCUCCACCACCACCACCACCAGUUAUUCCACAAGCUGAGAAUGAGCAUGAUGAUGAGCAAGAUGAGAACAAUGCUGAAGCCAGUGCUGAACUGUUAUCAGAAGGAAUAGCAAACCAUCGCAGUGAGGAGGAACGCAUUACUGAAACACAGAAGAAUGAGCGUGUAAAGAAACAACUGCAGGCCCUAAGUUCUGAAUUGGCCCAUGCCCGUGAUGAGACAAAGAAAACCGUAAAUGACGUCAUCCAUGCUGAAAAUGUUAAGGCGGGCCGUGACAAAUACAAGACUCUACGACAGAUACGACAAGGCAACACAAAACAGCGAAUUGAUGAGUUUGAAGCUAUGUGAAAGUGCAUUACUUUUUAUAUUAUGUUCUUUUAAAACAGCUGAACCAACAGCAGAGGAACAAGCAGCGCUGUACUGCUAAGAGUAGUGUUUCAUCUUGCCAAAGUAUUCUAUCAGUUAUACCGGAGUUGGAUGUAAAUUUCUAAGGCAGUUGGUAAAUGCCCUUUAAGCAUUUAGUAGAACAAUUAACGGGACUUGGAUGGAGCUAUUCAGGAAAUAAACUGAUGGGUUUUUCCCCCCCAUUAAUAGGCAUGUUUAAUUUCAGUGAGGUGCAUGUAUGAAGUGUGGCUUGGUCUCUAGCUUGCCAUUAGAGGUGUAUAAAGUUAAUAUAGAACAGUUUGAUACUUUUGAGGGCUUGAGCAAACUGCCUUAAAAUGAGGGAGGGCUGUAAAAUUUAUCUAAAUUUCAGUAACUGAAUACUGUGUUGUAUUAGAUUGAACAUCUUUCUGAAGGUUGGUGUUUCAUGUCCUGUCACCAUAGAUGGUUUUCUUUGCCUACCUGUUCACAAAGACUUGCUCAACAGAUAGCUGAUCCUAGUUUCUAACUGGACUACUAUUUGCUCAAGACACAGCAAGCAAUGCAUUGGCAUAAGGCUUGUGUGUCUGUACAGACCAAAUUGAAACGCAACCAUUAUUAGUGAACAAAUUUUCAUGUCGGGCCUUUCUGGCAGGGGAGCAUAUGAAAACAUCAGUCCCAAGGAGGGGACAGUAUACUACCUCAAUAUUAUACACAUGAUGAAUGGCCAGUCAAACACCCCCUCAAUGUCUGAAUUUUCUGCAAGAUAUCAUGUAAUUUUUUUAAAUCUUGCUUCUUUGUCACCCACCUUUCCCUAAAACUGAAUUAAUGUUGGAAUACUUGUAUGUGUUGAUCAGAUCACUCAAUGUUGUAUAUGUAAAAUGAUGGCACAAGAAGUUUUUUGUAUUACUUUUAAUAUUUCUGUUGCCUGAACCCAGGUGGUAGGCGUUUCUCUGUUUGCAGGAGAACAGGUAAAUGUGCACAUUUCAGGUGAAUGAUGCUUCAAGGUAAUAAGCUAACUUGCAUUACUAAAUAAGUGUUUAGUGGCAAAUUACAGUAGGAAGAACACUGCAUGUUAUAUUGACAAUUGGCUCUGUUAAACUUGCCAUGUUUCUUGAGCUAAGUAAGCAUUUGAGCAAUAGUCAUUGACUUACUGUAAUUUAGAUUUGGUGCCCUUGCUUCCUCUGUACUUGGUUCAGCUAAAUUUCCAUUGGUAUUAUGCACUCAUAAAUCAGCAUUUGUUAUCUGUAAUGAUGGUUUAUUGAAAUUGCCAUUUAUAGUUGAGCAUUUAAUAUGCAUAGUAGGCUAAAGAUAAUGGGCAAUUCUAUUGCGCUUUUUGUGACUGUUAUUGCAGGUUAAGUUUUGAUUUGUCAUGAAUAAACAUCUAGUUUUUGUAAUUGCAGGUGAGAUUUCUGUUUUCAUUGUAUGCUGAGGGACAACUGGCAAUUCUUGAAGACUGGUUGUGAAUGUUGUGUACAUGCAUCAAACUUUGUCAAGUAUUUCUACUUGCAGUGGAAGAGUACUGUUUUGGUGCAUCAAGAGCAUAACUGAGGCAUAAGCAUCAGUAUAUUUAUCAUAUUCAUGCACUUUGCCAUAGCAAGUUGAAAUACUAUCUUUCCAAUGGAUAUUUUUCCUGAAAUGUGUACACUGACAUUGAUGCAUCUUUGUGUUGGUAUCAUUGUUGGAUAACACUACCAUUUAUUGUUUGCAGUUUAAUGGCUAUAUGAGCUCAUUAUGGGAAUGUUCAACUAUUAAGCUAUAUGGCUACUAAUGCAAUCACUAGCAGUAUACAACAUUUAUUAAUCUAAAAUACAUUGGUUUGUCUCUUCCAAAAUUAACUUUACAAAUGCUUUUCCCUGACACCAUGUACUGUUAUACAAACAGCAUAACUAUUUUGAACAACAUUAAUUGGUUCACUAUUAAAAAGAAAAGUAAA